GGCGCGCUCUCGCGUCGGGAGGGCAGUCACCGGCUCGGCGCACGCGAGGGCCGGGCGUGCGCAGGAGGCACGCGGGCCAAAGUCCUCAGAGGCGCUGCGGGCGGUGCCGAGACACCCGCGCGGCUGCUGGAGCCGCAGCCCGCACCCGCUGCAGCGCCCGCCGCAGUCAGCGCGCCCCGCGCCGCCCGCGUCCCCCACGCCCUGAGGGAGCCCCCCACCCCUCGCCUGCUCCAGCGGUGCGCGCGAUGGCCCCGCGCAAGAAUGCCAAGGGCGGCGGCGGCAACAGCAGCAGCAGCAGCAGCAGUUCCAGCAGCCCGAGCAGCUGCACCAGCGGCGGCAGCAGCAGCCCCGGGGCCCGGAGAGAGACAAAGCAUGGAGGACACAAGAAUGGGAGGAAAGGAGGACUUUCUGGAAGUUCGUUUUUCACGUGGUUUAUGGUCAUUGCAUUGCUCGGAGUCUGGACAUCGGUAGCUGUGGUCUGGUUUGAUCUUGUUGAUUACGAGGAAGUGCUAGGAAAACUGGGAAUCUAUGAUGCUGAUGGUGAUGGAGAUUUUGAUGUAGAUGAUGCCAAAGUUUUAUUAGAAGGACCUGGUGGGGUAGCCAAGAGAAAAACCAAGGCUAAAGGCCUUAAAGAAAGAUCUGCUCCAAAGCCAACAGUCCCAGCAGAAGAGGCCGAGCCGUACCCUUGGCUGCAGGAUCAGGUUCUGGAGGGGCCAGGGCCUCAGAAUAUUGAAGAUGAAGUACAAGAACAAGUUCAGUCACUUCUUGAUGAAACGGUAUACGCAGAACAUGGAGAGGACCUGCACCAAGAACAGGACGGACCAGCAGGAGAACUGCAGCCCGAAGAUGGUGUCUUUGCAGGAAGUGAUGUAGAUGAUAGAUAUGAACCUGUGGGAACUGGAGCAGUUCAUGAAGUUUUUUUUUCAGAAACUGAAGAUAGCUACCAUGUAGAAGAGACAGCUUCACCAGCCUACAGUCAGGAUAUGGAAGACAUGAUACAUGAACAGGAAAAUCCAGAUUCCAGUGAACCAGUGGUAGAUGAUGCUGGAAGAACGUAUCAAGAAGCAGAUGACGUCACCUACCAAGAGUAUGAUGAGCAAGCGUUUGAGCCAUCGGAAAAUGAAGGGACAGAAACUUCAGAUAAUGCUGUAGAUGACUCAAACACAAUUUUAGAAGAGGUGCACGUGCCCCCUGCAGAGGAACAGCGAGAAGUACCACCAGAAACAAAUAAGAAAACAGAUGAUCCAGAAAAAAAAGAAAAAGUGAAGAAAAAGAAGCCUAAACUAUUAAAUAAAUUUGAUAAGACUAUUAAAACUGAACUCGAUGCUGCAGAGAAACUCCGUAAACGGGGAAAAAUUGAGGAAGCAAUGCAUGUGUUUGAAGAACUAGUUCAGAAGUACCCUCAGAGUCCAGGAGCACGAUAUGGGAAAGCAAAGUGCGAAGAUGAUUUGGCUGAGAAGAAGAGGAGCAAUGAGAUUCUGCGCAGGGCCAUCAAAACCUACCAAGAGGCGGCCAGCCUGCCUGACGUCCCCGCAGACCUGGUGAAGCUGAGCUUGAAGCGGCGGUCAGACAGACAGCAAUUUCUAGGUCACAUGAGAGGUUCCCUGCUUACUCUGCAGAAAUUAGUUGAACUAUUUCCUGAUGAUACUUCCUUAAAGAAUGACCUUGGAGUAGGGUACCUCUUGAUAGGAGAUAAUGAUAGUGCCAAGAAGGUUUAUGAAGAGGUUCUGAAUGCGACGCCUAAUGACGGUUUUGCUAAAGUGCAUUACGGCUUUAUUCUGAAGGCACAGAACAAGAUCGCUGAGAGCAUCCCCUAUCUAAAGGAAGGAAUAGAAUCUGGGGAUCCUGGCACUGAUGAUGGGCGAUUUUAUUUCCACCUGGGGGAUGCCAUGCAAAGAGUUGGAAACAAAGAGGCAUAUAAGUGGUACGAGCUUGGGCACCAGAGGGGCCACUUUGCAUCUGUGUGGCAGCGCUCACUCUACAACGUUCAUGGACUGAAAGCCCAGCCGUGGUGGACCCCCAAGGAAACGGGCUACAUGGAAUUAGUGAAGUCCUUAGAAAGAAACUGGAAGUUAAUCCGAGAUGAAGGCCUUGCAGUGAUGGAUAGAGCCCAGGGCCUGUUUCUGCCUGAAGAUGAGAACCUGAGGGAAAAGGGUGACUGGAGCCAGUUUACACUGUGGCAGCAAGGAAGGAAAAAUGAAAAUGCCUGUAAAGGAGCUCCUAAAACCUGUUCUUUACUAGAUAAAUUCCCCGAGACGACGGGAUGCAGAAGAGGACAGAUCAAAUAUUCCGUCAUGCAGCCGGGAACCCACGUGUGGCCACACACGGGACCCACGAACUGCAGGCUCCGAAUGCACCUGGGCUUGGUGAUUCCCAAGGAAGGCUGCAAGAUCCGAUGUGCCAACGAGACCAGGACAUGGGAAGAAGGCAAGGUGCUCAUCUUUGACGACUCCUUUGAGCAUGAGGUGUGGCAGGAUGCCACGUCUUUCCGGCUGAUCUUCAUCGUGGACGUGUGGCACCCCGAGCUGACACCCCAUCAGAGACGCAGCCUUCCUGCGAUUUAGCGUUUUGUGCAGGCUCAGGACACGCUGGAGAGAGGCUGCCUUUCUGGUUCAGUCACCUUGGAUGUGGGCAUAGACGUUCAAACACCACAGCCCUUAAUUCCCUUGAUUUGCAGCCUGAAAACGUCUAAACCUCCUCCGAGGGUUGGAUGACACUAAAGGGAAUAUAUGCCUCGCUGCAAUUCUUUUAGGAAAUACCUGCGGUAUUUCAUCCAUGACAGCCCCCAUCCGAUGCCUGUAUUCCUGGUGAACCCAUGAUCGCUUCUACCUUGCCGGCCAAAGAUAUUUUUUCCACUUAGAAUAGGCGAAAUCAGUGUAAAUGAGAGUAUAUGUAGAAACUGUGAAUGGAUUGCUUUAGUUUGUAAUUUUUCUAUGCAAUUAUAUUUUUCUAGGGUAGCAGGAUGAUUUUGUCAUCACACACCGCUACUUUUUUCUUGAGUUUAAUGACAAGCUGUAUAAAGGCUAUAGUUCUGCUUAAUCGUAACUUUCCUGGUGAACUCAGACGUCCCUCUUUUAAUUAUUUUUAGUAAAAGGCACUCAUAUGAAAAAAAGAUUCUAUUUUCCUAAUACAAAGGAGAAAGACAUAAUUAUGCCAAUGUCUCAUGAACCGUACUACUCCCUACCCAUUGAGUCUCUUUGCUUUUUUGUCAUCAUUGAGAGCUGGUAUCUUAAUUCCUUCCUUGCUAUGUGAAUGGUGGAGAUACUGUCAAAAUGGUAUUUCUUUCUAAGAGGAACUUUUUACACUGAAGAAGGACUUGGAGUCAUUUUAUAAUGAGUUAUAACAAUGACUCAUGUAAAUUUUUUUAAUGUCAACCACUAGGCAUUAGAAAAAGAAAAAGUAAAAUUUCUCCAAGUGAAAAUUUUCUCUUGGGAUCAGGUAGAUAGGGGGCUGCUAGGACACCUGGCUCCUGGGCUCUUUGCAUCUAUGAAACAGGGCUGGAAUCCAGAGUGUUUUCUGUUGUGGAUCCUUGUGAGUGAUGAGGUCGUUGAAAGGAUUCCCAUCACAAUUUUGUAAAAUUAUGAAGGAUGGCAGAGUGGAAGACCAAGAAUGCCAGGAUCUCUGUCCUGCGUGUAGGAUGUAAAAAUUGCUUUCCUCUUUGAAAUUGUUUGGAAGACUCUGACAUCUCCCUGGCUUGAGCAACUUCUGCCAUUUAGGCUUCACUUUGAGAUGGCAAUUAUUAUUGAUAGUUUAGCUUUAAAAUUUCCUACUGCAUGGAAAGAACAGUUGCCUACCCGUUCCAAAGAUGACCACGUCAUUAAUUUAGUGGAACAUUAAUGCAUUAAAUUUUGCGUUUUUUAAAUCCAAGCUAACUAGAAAUGUUAGCUAUAAGAAUGUAAUGAUAUUCAUGCACUGAAUUUUAAGCCAAUAUGAACAAAAAUGCUGGAGAAAUGACACAUAGGUUACCAGAUUUCAUUCGCAGGUAGAAAAAACAUUCGUGCUUUCUUUUCCAUUGAAGGACAGAGAAGGAUGCUUUCUUUAUCUUAUUUAGAAAACAUUCUUUAAUAUUGAAAUGAACCCCCUUUGCUUGUCUUUAAGGACUUCAGCUUCCAGUCAAAGAGUUUGUAAAAUAUUUGUCCUCUUUCCUUCUGUUUUGCCAAUGUUGAAAAAUCUCACUAAAGUAGAUGAAGAAGCAUGUGAGGAAAAAUAUCAAAAUUAAUUACCGAAAUCCAGAAGAAAAAGCAAACUCUUGAAAAAUAAAAAAGCAUUUGUGUCCUUCAGUAUUUAUUGAACAGAAGAAAUGACUGACAAAGAACAAUACAAUCUAGUGUUCAUGUGGUAACAUUUCAUGUCACUUACUGAAUUUGGUUCUUGUAUGUAUAUUGCAUACACAUAAAGAAAUUCAAAGUAUAAGUUGUCACUGUUGAACCAUCAUCUUAGAUUCAUUUAAUGAAGUCAUGGAAUAGAGUAAAAACUAGCUGUUAACUUAGUAAUUAUAGUAUGGUAUUUAAAAUCGGGUCACUACAGGGGGAUUCUAAAUAUUGCCGAUUGGAAAGCCAGAACUAUUACUGCUGCAGAAUGUUGGCAAUAAUAGACUCCAGUAGCAUUUGAAAUACUGGAUCCCACAACUAUUUUAUAAACUCAAGUAAUAAAAUUUGUUUUCUAAUUUGCUUUAAUUCUUCAUCUUUCUUCCCUAUGUUGUGGUAUAUAAGAAAAGUGUUUCAGUCAUUGCAUUGGUAGAAUUAUUUCAGUGUUAUUUUUUUGUUAUUUGAAAUGUCUACACAAAAUGAAUUGGUUUUAUUUAUACUGUGAUGCAAUUGGUUGAGAAAUAUUUUAAAUUCUCUUUCAAUUUUAUUUCAAGGGUGGAAUACAAAAAUCACUUCUGUUAUUAUUUUCUACCAGUACAAAAAAAUUAAAACACUAGAUCCAUUGAGAAAGAGAUGUAAUAAAUGAUAAAGAUUAGUAUCUAUCGAGGGUGAUUAUGGCCAGUUGAAUCUCUUCUUUCCUUUGAAUUUUUUAGCCAACAAAUUAACCUUCCCAAGUACCUAAUGUGUAAAAUCAUAUUUUACUGCUCAUUAUCAACUAAAAUAUUUUUUAUUUGACAUUGAGCACCAACUGGUCAUACUAAUGAAGGCCCAUGUCAUGCAGAUGGCUGGGAGAAUAAGAGAUAGCUAAAAACAUACACCUGGUUUUGGGAAACAUGGCACAAGUAAGGAUAUCAUAUCUUAUGAUAUCUGCUUAUUUUUUAUCUAAUUUCCUUUGAAUGGAUAGCUGGGGACUCCAUUUCUAAGGAUAAUAAACAAAGAAAUAAAGUGAUCUUUGGCAUUUCA
Molecule: messenger RNA, 5330 nt
Organism: Balaenoptera ricei (Rice's whale)
Lineage: Eukaryota; Metazoa; Chordata; Mammalia; Artiodactyla; Balaenopteridae
Gene: ASPH
Product: aspartate beta-hydroxylase
Exons: 26
Coding region: 246-2564 (772 amino acids)
Biological process (GO): peptidyl-aspartic acid hydroxylation
Cellular component (GO): membrane; endoplasmic reticulum
Molecular function (GO): peptidyl-aspartic acid 3-dioxygenase activity; protein binding
Source: RefSeq, a predicted model, not a curated record